UCAGCUGUAGUGUGUUGGUCCGACCAGCAAACCGCUACUGUACCAGGCUUUAUAAAUCGGCGCGUAAUUGAUCUCCAAACCGUGAUCGUUAGCGGUGCGUAAUUGUAUUUGUAAUCUCCAUUGUGGAUUUAAAGCGCGCGAGCAACAUGGAUUUAAAUGUGGUUCUGAGAAUCGCCAGUGAGUUAUGAGAAUAUUUGCACUGAGAUGCCGGUAUCUGUCGGUGGUGUGUGUCGGGCUGGAAAUCUCAGUCGAAGGCAACGCAGAAAAACGCUUCCUGUAACCGCGUUUCGCAGAUAGCCUGUAAGUGGAGUAACGGAAAGGAGGGGGCGCAGAAAACUUCACACGGCAUUCGAGUGAUGGUCGGGAAACUUAAAUUGACUUUUUUUUUCCCUUCAGGAGUGCCCACAAUGUUUCUUGUAAUUAAAGUCAUGGCGGAGUAACCCACUUGGGACAGGUCGCCUCAUCUGCUUGCCAGAAUAAAAAGUGAGCUUCACCUUGGCGAAGGAUCUGACACUUGAGCCGAGACGCGCACAGGAGCCGGGGACCCGGCUCUCCUAGCUGUUUUUCAGAUCUCUCCCCGGGCAGCCAAGGAAUAGAGGAUGACCACUGAUGCUGGUCAGCUUCAACUUUAACUUCAGAGGUUUUUCCAUCUGCUAUAGAGACGAGGUGACUUGGAAAGGACAUAUAAAGGAUUGGACACUACCAGGAACCUACAGUGAUCCUGCGAUCCACGGUUUUCUUUGCAUUUUGAUCACCACUGGACGCACAGGAAGUUUUCAAAUUUGAACAGACCGAGGGCCUAAAGGUGGCUGGUUUAAAACUCGCCCCCCUCAAAAAAGACAGAGAAGGAGUUCACUUUUUCGGUCGGUCUACUGGAGCUAUGAGCGGACUGCGCAGCUCCGUCACUAUGGGACUAGUGCUGCUCAUGUGCGCUCUUACCAGCCACUGUGGCGAGAGCGCGCCCACGGCAGCCCCUACUGUGAGCGGCAGGGACGCGCAGAGCCUCAGGCGGACAGCGGACGUCGUGAAACACGUGGAGGAGAGCCGAGGUCGGAGCAGGGCAGAGACGGUUUCCCCGCGAACAUCCCCGGCGAGAGAGCCCUCAGCGGAGCCAAGGGAUUUACGUAACCUCAAAUCAGACAGAGGGGAUCAAAUUAUAGAAAUAUUUCCCAGAGAUCUCAGAAAGAAGCAGAAGUUUCUGCAACACUUAACAGGUCCUCUGUACUUCAGUCCCAAGUGCAGGAAGCAUGUGUACAGACUCUACCACAACACCCGGGAUUGCACAAUACCUGCAUACUUCAAAAGAUGUGCGCGGCUUCUCACACGGCUAGCCGGCAGCCCGCAGUGCACAGAGGGGUAGCGCACUCAAAGGUUGCAGCCAAACCCGAGCGAUCCAGAAAAGAAAAAGAAAAAGGAAAAAAAAAAAAAAAAAACGGAC
Myripristis murdjan (pinecone soldierfish) is the source of this 1438-nucleotide messenger RNA. It is a transcript of the gene alkal2a, whose product is annotated as ALK and LTK ligand 2a. Bases 881 to 1360 code for a protein of 159 amino acids. NCBI's taxonomy places the organism in Eukaryota, Metazoa, Chordata, Actinopteri, Holocentriformes, Holocentridae. The transcript is spliced from 6 exons. The record is from RefSeq and is a predicted model, not a curated record. Gene Ontology annotation, molecular function: receptor tyrosine kinase binding; receptor signaling protein tyrosine kinase activator activity. Gene Ontology annotation, biological process: positive regulation of ERK1 and ERK2 cascade; positive regulation of ERK5 cascade.